Panthera uncia (snow leopard) is the source of this 1017-nucleotide messenger RNA. Its product is annotated as olfactory receptor 51F1-like. Gene Ontology annotation, biological process: G protein-coupled receptor signaling pathway. The record is from RefSeq and is a predicted model, not a curated record. Gene Ontology annotation, molecular function: G protein-coupled receptor activity; olfactory receptor activity. NCBI's taxonomy places the organism in Eukaryota, Metazoa, Chordata, Mammalia, Carnivora, Felidae. Gene Ontology annotation, cellular component: membrane.
AUGCUACAAAUCCAGGAAAACAUGCAGAUCUUAAGUAACUUGACAUCUAAAUUUCCAACCUUCUUAUUGACUGGAAUUCCUGGCCUAGAGUCUGUCCAUGCGUGGAUUUCUAUCCCCUUCUGCUGUCUCUAUGCCAUUGCCCUCUCUGGGAACAGCAUGAUCCUGUUUGUCAUCAUUACCCAGCAGAGUCUCCACGAACCCAUGUACUAUUUCCUCUCUCUGCUUUCAGCUGCUGACUUGGGGUUGGCCAUUUCUACAAUGUCAACAACAUUAGGUAUCCUCUGGUUUGAUGCAAUGGAAGUCAAUCUAGAUACCUGCAUUAUCCAGAUGUUUUUUCUUCAUGGAUUUACAUUCAUAGAAUCUGGGGUGCUGGUGGCUAUGGCUUUUGACCGCUAUGUGGCCAUCUGUGAUCCUCUGAGGUAUACUACUAUUCUCACUAAUUCCAGAAUAAUUCAGAUGAGCUUGUUAAUGAUUAUACGUAGUGUAGUAUUAAUAGUACCACUACUUUUGCUCCUUAAGCCUCUCUAUUUCUGUAGAGAAAAUGUCCUUUCCCACUCCUACUGCUACCACCCAGAUGUGAUUAAAUUAGCAUGUUCAGAUACUCAGGCCAACAGCAUCUGUGGAUUAAUUGAUCUCAUCCUGACCACAGGAGUAGAUACACCAUGCAUUAUCCUGUCAUAUAUCUUGAUCAUUCGCUGUGUGCUCAGUAUUGCCUCCCCUGAAGAACGCCAUAAGGUCUUCAGCACUUGUGUGUCCCACAUUGGAGCGGUCGCUAUUUUCUACAUCCCCAUGAUAAGCCUAUCCUUGGUGCAUCGCUAUGGUCCAUCAGCCCCCAAAGUGGUCCAUUCGAUGAUGGCUAAUAUAUAUCUGCUUUUUCCUCCAGUGCUCAACCCCAUCAUCUAUAGUGUAAAAACAAAACAGAUUCGCAAAGCAUACUCAGCCUUCUCCUUGCAAAACAAACAGAGCUGUUUGUUUGAGAAAAACCUGAAAAAAGUGACUUUCACUGUAGAAAAGUAG